Sesamum indicum (sesame) is the source of this 2804-nucleotide messenger RNA. NCBI's taxonomy places the organism in Eukaryota, Viridiplantae, Streptophyta, Magnoliopsida, Lamiales, Pedaliaceae. The record is from RefSeq and is a predicted model, not a curated record.
AUGGUAAUGAGUUCCUGGGGAUACGUUUCUCUCGUUACGUAUCGGAAGAAAGUGCCUUUUUUGUGCUUUGACUGUUGUUCUUGGCCUGAUUGGUUGAUUGGAGAUGGUUUCCGGUUCAAGAAUCGAGGGCGGGGCUCAAGUUUUAUCGGCGGGGGGGGGGGGGGGGGUCGGAGAACUAUACAAUCGAUUAAAGAAAUCGUGGGGAAUCACUCUGAUGCUGAUAUCUAUGUGGCGCUUAAAGAAACCAAUAUGGAUCCUAAUGAGACCACUCAAAAGUUACUUAAUCAAGAUCCAUUUCAUGAGGUGAAGAGAAAAAGAGACCGUAAAAAAGAGAAUUCAGGUUAUAAGAAUUAUGUUGCUGCAGAGCCCAGGAAAAACACUGAGCUUGCACGCAUGCCAGUGAAGAAUAGUACUUAUUCUGAUCGAAAUAGUCGAAGAGGUGGAUCUGGUCGGAAUAUUGCAUCGGAUACAGGAGCCAGUCGGGAGUUCCGUGUUGUUCGAGACAAUAGAGUUAGUCAGAAUGCCGGUGCAGAUCCCAAGCCUGCUCAAAGUACAACUUCCACAAAUGAAGGGGUGAUGUUGUGUGGGUCUAUGAAGAGCAAGCCAACUGAAACAUCUGCACAUGAAAAGCCUCCAGUUGGUCAGCAUUCAUCUGAGGCUUUAAACAGUCCUGCUGAUUCCCAACAUAGGCGGACCAAGGAUGCUACGUCAGGUGGUAAUGACCGGAAAGAAAUGCUUGGGGAGAAGCGUGUUCAAAUUCCAAGUGCUAGUUCACGAGUACAAGCAAAGGCAAAUAGUGCCCCACCACAUUCUGCAAAUUCUUCUACAAGUUCUGUCUUGGGGGUUUAUUCAUCCUCUUCUGAUCCUGUGCACGUGCCAUCCCCUCAUUCUAGACCUUCUGCUAAUGUCGGUGCCAUCAGGCGGGAGGUUGGAGUUGUGGGACCUCGUCGCCAGUCAUCUGAAAAUUCUGCUAAGCCUUCUGCAUCUCAAAGCACCUCUUUGCCCAAUACACAAUCAGGAAGAGAUGGUUACUCACGGGAUUCGACGAAACCAUUCAAUGCUAUCCCUAAAAAUGACCAAUCCAAUCAAAAUAUAGCACCUGAGUCUGCUAUACCUGGUGUGCCUGCUGGCCGAUCUUUUUCAAGUAAUCAAUAUGGUAGCAGGUCUCAUCAACUCAUGGGUCAUCAGAAAGCUUCUCAGCCUAAUAAGGAGUGGAAGCCAAAAUCAAGUGUAAAACAAAGUGCUAAUGGGCCUGGCAUUAUUGGAACUCCUGCAAAAACUGUUUCUCCUCCAGUAGACAACCCAGAAGACUUGAAAAAGGAAGCAGCUCAGGUGCAAAACAAUAUGUCACGAUUGAACCUCUCUGAGAACCCUAAUGUAAUUAUAGCUGCACACAUCCGUGUCUCUGACACUGACAGGUGUAGGCUGACCUUUGGCAGCCUGGGGACUGAAUUAGAUGCUACUACAAACUCAAUUUGUGCUACUGCUGAGGAAAUGAGUAAGCUGUGAAUUGGCAGUGUAUCAGUCUCAGCCCCAGAAUCUUCAGGAGAUGAGCCUACUGGUAGCAAACAGUUAGAGAUGACAGAUGACUCUGGCCGAAGUUCUGGAUCAAAUUCUCCUCAGUCAGGUGCUGUGUCUGAUGACCAACUGACUGAGAAGAAAGAGACUUCAGGUCCGCAGAAUCUGGACAACUAUGGUGAUGUUAGGUUGGUACAAGACAGUAGUCCAUCUUACCCUCCGGAAUCGCUACAGCAGCAAGAUACUACUGAAUUGCCAAGCUUAUCGGGUUAUGACCCACAGAUGGGAUAUGAUAUAUCAUACUUCCGCCCAAUUGUUGAUGAAACUGUUAGAGGACCAGGUCUACCAUCAUCUCAAGAGGUGCUGAGUACGCAUACAACAAAUGCCAUCCCUGCUUCCACAAUUGCAAUGGUACAACAGCAGCAGCAGCAGCAGCAGCAGCAACAGCUGGCUCAGAUGUAUCCCCAACUUCAUGUUUCCCAUUUUGCUAAUCUUAUGCCAUAUCGCCAGUUUCUUUCUCCUGUCUAUGUUCCACCGAUGCCUGUGCCUGGUUACUCUAAUAGCCCUGCCUAUCCUCAUCCCUCCAAUGGUAGCAGUUACUUGCUGAUGCCUGGUAAUAGCUCCCAUCUAACUUCAAGUGGUGUCAAGUAUGGCAUCCAGCAAUUCAAGCCUGUACCCACCGGUAGUCCAACUGGGUUUGGAAAUUUCACCAAUCCAACUGGUUAUGCCAUCAAUACUCCUGGGGUUGUAGGAAGUGCCGGGGGGCAUGAUGAUUCAUCUCGGCUCAAGUAUAAGGAUAGUCUUUACGUUCCAAACCCGCAGGCAGAGACAUCUGAAAUUUGGAUGAACCCAAGGGAUCUUCCUGGUCUGCAGUCAGCAUCAUAUUACAACAUGCCUGGGCAGACACCUCAUCCUGCUUAUUUGACGUCACAUAGUGGCCAUGCUUCUUUUAAUGCAGCCGCACAAUCUUCUCAUAUGCAGUUUCCAGGCAUGUACCAUCCUCCCCCACAGCCUGCUCCAAUUGCGAGUCCUCAUCAUCUGGGCCCCGCCAUUGGUGGUAAUGUUGGAGUUGGCGUAGCUGCUCCAGCUCCAGGAGCACAAGUGGGUGCCUAUCAGCAGCCUCAAUUGGGUCAUUUGAAUUGGACUGGAAACUUCUGAAUAGAGUUCAUUGGAGCAUCUGGUCUCCAUGGAAGGACAUUAGCUGUAGGUAUUUCUAAUUUUGUUGUUAUUAAAUGUGAAGAAUUCUAUCUUUUUAAUCAAUGCAUUAAGUCGUGUUCCCGUCUUCA